Molecule: messenger RNA, 1417 nt
Organism: Phragmites australis (common reed)
Lineage: Eukaryota; Viridiplantae; Streptophyta; Magnoliopsida; Poales; Poaceae
Product: probable nucleolar protein 5-2
Exons: 8
Coding region: 1-1005 (334 amino acids)
Cellular component (GO): box C/D methylation guide snoRNP complex; small-subunit processome
Molecular function (GO): snoRNA binding
Source: RefSeq, a predicted model, not a curated record
AUGGCGUCGCUGCUGGAGGAGGAGACGGCCUCGGAAUCGGAUGCGGGGAGUUGGAACGUCGGUCUAGGUGCCAAGUUGGGGCAUGGUGGAGAGAUCUUCAUCUUGGUGCUGUUUGAGACGCCCUCUGGCUUUGCAAUUUUGGUUUAUGAUGGAGUCAAGCUCUUUCUACCAGGUGCCAUCCAGGAUAUCUGGGCAGACUUCAUCAAGGAUUAUAUGACAAAACAAGUUAGCACUCCUCUCUUUCAUUCUGAUGAUUGUUAUUUCUUUAUGCUAUUUGGCUUAAAGAUUUUCAAACUUGACAAGGCCAGCGCCAUUAAGCUUGAUACUGGUGUUGACAAAAAGCUUGCUUCGAUGAUCGAAAAGUGCAUAAAACCUGGACAGAAACUAGCUGUUGGAAAACGUGAAUACCAAGAUAUCAUUGAAAAGAACUUGGGAAUAUCCUGCCUGUGUAAUGAAGCUGUGAUGGAGGUGAUGUGGGGCCUGAAGAAUCUUAUGUGGUAUUUAGUGCCUGAUGAAAAAUCAGAGCUGACUAAGGAGGAUUGCCUCCCGAUGAGUGAAGGAAUGAAAAUUGUCCUGAAUCGCCAUGGCUUUGAUGUCAAACCAGACAUGGUUAAUAAAUGUAUUGUUGAGGCGACAGGCAUGGUGUACGAGUGUGAUUUUUGUGUGGUCAAACAUUCCGAAUCGUUGCACGGUUCUGGUGAACACCUUAAGAAGAUAUCCGACAUUAAAUUUGAGGAUUGGGAUUUACUGAAACUUGCAACCGCUCUCAUGAUGGUAUGUUACCCACAUGGUGAAGUAAUUGUAGCUGGCAAUCCUCAAAAGAUGAUAUCGUCAGAUCAGCUCCUACAUCAGUACCAUAUUAAGGAUGAGUUGUGCUUCAAAACUCACUACCUGCAUAAAAAUCACCAUAAGGCUAGAACAUUCACGGAGAUAAAGAAAAGAUGGACAGUUGGCUCACCUAGAUUGGUACCAAGAGUCAUGUCGUCCUUUUCCAAUUCGCAUUAAUGGCGACUGAGCGGCUAGAGGGAGGUGGAGGUGGAGUGAGGUGGUGCACCACGGCACAGUUAGAGAGUGCAGCUGCGGAGAAAAAGGCACACCUCGUUCAGCGCUCCACCCCUAAGCGCCUCCAUGUCCUCCGGCCGCUUGCCGUUGUCUCUUCCUCAUCUGCCUGUGUUGCCACAGGCCAUCUGCUCGCUCUAGACAUGGCUGCUGUGCCUCCAUGUCCUCCGGCUGCUGCCUUGCGUGGGGAAGCCAUGAUCAGGACCCUGGCUUCCGUCAUCCGCCGCUGCUGUGGGUUCUGCUUGGAUUCGCCAUGCGUUGUGCGCCCUCUCCAGCGAUGGCGGCAGGGGAAGCGGAGGCGACUUGCAACAGGCAGCUGAUGCAAGCGGCAUGGUUUGGAUCGAUGGAGGCGGCGGAG